Messenger RNA from Exophiala viscosa, 3504 nucleotides. RefSeq lists its product as uncharacterized. Gene Ontology annotation, molecular function: calmodulin binding. The transcript has a single exon. Bases 246 to 3335 code for a protein of 1029 amino acids. Gene Ontology annotation, cellular component: spindle pole. The record is from RefSeq and is a predicted model, not a curated record. Gene Ontology annotation, biological process: spindle organization; mitotic cell cycle; establishment of meiotic spindle localization. Lineage: Eukaryota; Fungi; Ascomycota; Eurotiomycetes; Chaetothyriales; Herpotrichiellaceae.
AGAGAUAUUCUAUGGUAGUAUCUUGAGCGAAAUGAUCAUUUUUCUUUGGAGGGUAAUUUUGUGGUUGCUCGGCAACAGCCGAGUUAAACAGACGUUCAUUUUUACGACUACGACGCGUCGGACUCUGAACGUGUUUCCGGUGAAGUCAAUUAUAUCAAUUACUGAGAAAAUUAUACCAAUGUCCUAGUUUCAACCCCACGCUGCACGACGCGCUGGUAUCUGGAUUGGGAGAGAAAGAAGCAAACAUGUUUCGCGGUCUUUCGGGCACACCGUGUCCAGUGCCGACAUCUGCAUCACCAUUGCCAAGCUUCGACGACGACAUCACGGCAACGACGACUAUCGAGUUCACUUCUGUUUUCAAUGCAUCAGGGUCGCUUAUUAGAGAUACUAAACCACGUCGACUCCGGAAUGCAGCAGGGUCUGUGGUCAAACCUAGGAAAGGCGAUAACAUUGGUGCCAAAUUUGCGAUCCAUGAGGAUGUUUCUGCGGCAGCCGAGUCCCGAAAGAACGACAACUGCCAGCCAUCUAGACGGUGCACGAUGAUUUCACAGCCUCCUCAACGUCCGAGAACGAAGAAGAGAGGUACGGUAAUCUAUGAGGCAACAGAAGAUGUCCCAAAACGUGUCUCAGUAUCAUUGCCACGACCAGGUGACUUCAAUGAGCAAAAGCUACCGAUCCCUUCUUCCACGACAAAAAGAGGCCAAAGUCAGAGUCAGAGUCACACCAUGGCUGCUGCCGGCAGCAAAUUGAACAUGAUGCCUCGAAGGCCGCCAACAUCUUCCAAGCUGCAAGAAGACCUUACGAUAGCACUGCCCGAUCACAAUGAGCCAACGACCGUCCUGAAACCUCCACGCAGAGGGACAAUCUACAUACCCAACGAAGACACGACAAUGCCGAGCAUGUACAUGGGAAUAUUCUCGCCUAUCAAACACGCCAGCCUCAAUCCUGUCGCGGAAGUGCAACCACAGCAAUCAGGAGUAGAAGCAGAAAUGGACAUCGAAAUCACAGGCAUUGCAGCGCAGAUGGCAGCAAAGAAGAAGGCGAGGGCAAGAUUGCCACGCGACUCGAUGAUUACACUGUCACCAAAGCGAGGAAGAGGCCCGCUGCAGAUGUCCCAGAGGAAUGUGCAAGAGGCCGUUAUUCAGGAGGAUCGAGUUGGAUCAGGUCCAGGGAAGGAGAACGUUCCGCCCGGGCAGGAUCGGCUCAUCACAAAUGGCAAGAACAUCGACAAGAGUGUAGCUUCGACGAGAAAUAACAUGGGUGCUCCCGCUCAUGAAGUACGAGCUUCAACAUUAUUCCAGCAGACAGCAAGUUCGUCAGGACGACAAGCUGAAAAGAAGACUUUAACGCGAAAUGCAAGACCUGCAUGGAAAGCCCCUACGAACAUCGGUGCGCAUAUCAAGAAUGCCCAGGCUAUACAUGAGCAAGCAUGGGCAACAGCUUCUACCGAAAGCCAUGCUGCUCGAGAGCCACAAAUUGUCGCCAAAAAGCCCUCAGUACCAAGCCGGUUCGUCAUCCCAUCACUCAAAUCAGAGAUGAUGAUCGACGUGGCAUAUCCUCUUCUCACGGAUGACCUGGCCUGUCCAGCAAUGUACGAGGACAACUGGUUAAGUCACCAGGAGGUUGCCAUCACGCAACUUGUCAACAAUCUUUUUGCGGCGACGUCUCAGACAUCGGAGUCUGGCGAAGAUGGCAGCAUGUUUAGAAUUCGUCUGCUGGAGAUGUAUGGCAGUGCUGAGAACGAGGUGCUGUACAAACGACUCCAGGCGGGUCUGCUAUAUGGCGCUCUUAGUGUGCCUAGCGAAGUGCUGAAAGGCGUCAGCCGCUUGAGCACCGAUCUGGGAAAGAGAAAUGCGUUCAUCGACUUAUGGCUUGACACGUACGACUUGACGCAUCUGCGAGCUGCGAUGGAAGUUGUGGUUGGGAGACAGUGCAGUACCGGCGCGAGAGAAAAUGCAAGCCGGCGUUCUAUGCGACAGUUUAUGGAGGCGUUUCUGAUUCACAACGAGGAUGGGAAGUCUGAAUUCUACACAGAGGGCCGGGAGGCAUGGUCGUAUCACCGAACUCUUCUGCGCAGUAUGAUGGUCAUCAAGAUACUCGACAUGACCAAGACAACGGCAUUGCAAGUCGUGAGUGGAAGCUUGUUUCGACCCUCUUCGAACUACAAGACUUCUGCUGGUGUGGUCAGAGCUCUUUUCCAACUUCUCAACCCCAGUGCUGGAGAUCCAAUCCGAGCGCUGAGCCAUAUCGGGUACAAUGUCACCCACGAGCAGUAUCCUCUGGAAGAGUAUACUUACCAGGUUGACAAUCUGGCGGUGGACUUGCGUGAUGGUGUACGACUGACUCGAUUGGUCGAAUUGCUCUUGUACCCCUUCGCGUCUGGGAUGCUCGAUCAUGCAGACUCGACAACCACGGUGGUCUUGCCGACAGGGGAAGAGCUGUCGUUGGUCGAAGGACAGACUCAGUGGCCAUUAUCUCAGCACUUGAAGUUUCCAUGCAUCAGUCGAGCAGCUAAGCUGUACAAUGUACAGAUCACGCUCAGCGCAUUGCAAGGCGUUAAGGGAAUGGGUGGCUUGGUGCAGAACGUGCAAGCUGAGGAUAUUGUGGACGGCUUCCGCGAAAAGACUGUCAAGCUACUCUGGGGGUUGACGAGUAAAUGGGGACUGGGAGCGCUGAUCGAUUGUCGUGAUGUCGAGCGUGAGAUCAAAAGACUAUGUCGGGUCUCUGGAAAGUAUGACAACGACUUCUUCCACGCGAUCGGAGAUGACGACGAACAUGAUCAUAUGAGAUACAAGUCACUGCUCAAGGCGUGGGCCCAGGCCGUUGCGAGCACGAAAGGACUUGUGGUGAAGAACUUGACGACCAGUUUCGCGGAUGGCCGAGUAUUUGAGGCGAUUGUGGACGAAUAUGAAGGGUACAACAAUCACCAGAAUCCGUUGGCUAAAGGGCAACAGCAGCUGUCUGGACGACUCCGAAGACUGGGGUGCAGCGAGCAAUUCUCUGGACUUUUUGCGACAGGCCAAGAGUCACAGCGGUGCACGCAUGUAUUCGAUCGCGACUUUGUGCUGGCUGCUCUGGCAUUUUUGUGUUCGCGAUUGCUAGGGCCGACUCGAGGUGCGAGGGCAGCGGUGACGAUACAGAGAGCAUGGCGUUCGCACUGGGAUAGGAUUGUGGCGGCGAGGAGGAGAUGUCUUAAGACUGUCGCUCAAGGUUGUGCCGAGGCUGUAACUGGACGGGAGAAGAACCAAGAUGAUGGGAAUGCUGAUGGUGCACAAAAGUUCUCUAGGAUGGUUGCAGCAGUGUCACAGGAGGAAGAUCUCUGGUUGAAUCUGUGAGUGGAUGCUGCGACGUUUUCAGGAUCCGGAAGGCAUGGUUACACAGUAGCGGAGAGACGGAUUAGCGAUGCAAUUGUCCAGGAUAGGCUCUCAUGGCCUAUGGAGUUGUCGAUUUACGGCCUCACGAAUGUACGAAAUCAUGAAGCGUGAACGCCUGCUACUCGCCUGA